CCAACGGUGUCAAAAGAAGAAAAAUCGUCGCGAGGAAAGAAAACGCGGAGAGAGAUAAAAGAAACCGCGCGAGAGGAAAUAAACUACACCCGUCAGAGGGAAAACAAAAGAGGGCGCGAGAGGAAAAACGGACAUUUGGUGAUGGAUGGGAGUAAAUGCUUAAACAACGUUACUGAUGACUUGGAUAUCAUAGAUUACCUCUGACAGCAUCUCUGUGUGUGUGUGUUUGUUUGUAUGUAUAUGUGUAUGUAUGUGCGUAUGUAUCAUGUAUGUGUGUGUGCGUAUGUGUGUGCACGUGUGUGUGUAUGUGCGUGUGUACAAUGUAUUUCGUGACUAGUGAUUAUGACCGGCCGUGCAUGAUGAGUGCUUGUGUACAGUGUGUUCAUUUGAACGCAUAAGUAAAAUUGUUAAACAGAAUCGCUACCCCAGCAUUGCACAUGUACAUUUGCCAGUCUAAGUAUACUAUGUAGACAUCACUUCAUUCAAUAGAAUUGUAUUCAUAUCGAAUAUACAAUAAUUUUCUCUAAUCAUUUGACAGAAAGUUAUUACCGAGAGUCUUGUCAUAUAUGCAUAUAAGGUACUUGCUCUUGCUCUCUUUCCUCCACACACACACACACACACACACACACACACACACACACACACACACACACACACACACUACAAACAAACAAACACGCAUACACUCAACAACAAUGGCGAUGGCAUGCUCUCACAUAAAGUGAUCUUGCCACGAUUUUCUCUCCCGUAAAGCAUCCAUUCUCCCAAGCACCGUUACACGAUAUUUCCUCUCCCACAAAGUAUUUUCUCUCGCGCUAGAUAUUUUCUGUAGGGGAGAAAAUAUCUUGCGCAAGAUAAAAUAUUUUGCGGGAUGGAAAAUAUCUUACGUGAGAGAUAAUACUUUGCGGGAAAGUAAUAUCUUGCGAGAGGGAAAAUAUCUUUCGCGAGAGAAAAUAUUUUGCAGAAGAGAGUAGAGAUCUUACGCGAGAGAUGAUACUUUGCGCGAGGGAAAAUAUCUUGCGUGAGAGAAAAUACCUUGCGGGAGAAAACAAAUCUUAUGUGAGAGAAAACACCGACUAUUUUGCAGACAGUCGUCUAAGCCUACACAAACACCAUUAAAGAACUGUGUAUCUGGAUGAUUAAGAAGUAUAGCAAAGUGUGAUCUUGAUGUGGGUAAAAUGGUGCUUUAACAUUUGAAGGAUAAUGCAUGAAACACAGUUCCAUGUGUCUAGUAUGUUAUAGAUAUGCAUCGCAUCAUACAUCGCAAAUCAUGAUUGUUGCGGUUACAACUGAGCAAGAAAGUCCAGCCUUUCCUCAGCCGGGAAUGAAUGAGAAUUUAAAUCAACAGAUGUUGUCCUAAACGUCUACAGGUGCCUUAUUACGAUUGGCAUGUCAAUAGGGCAAACAAGUCUUAUUGAAUGGGGCAUCCUGCCAAAAGGCUGGACCUAUUUCGAUAAUAAAUAGUACGUGUGUUUUAAUAUGGCUCGCAAUUAAAUUAUCACCUAACUUUACCCACCACAGGCAUUGAUUUUACAACAACAACAUUUUAUUCAUGUCAUUAUGAUAAUGCAGUUUCAUCUCGCUCACGUUCUUCUUUCGCCUGACGUGCCUGAUUAUUAUUCCUAUCCCCCUGGCGUUUAUUUCCUCCCGCCCAGGAUUUGUCCUCGCUCGCAGCAAGUCAGCCAGCGCGAGCGAGAAGUAAAAACACCACAUGCAAACGCGAGAAAUUACUUUACCGAAAUCAAGACCCAGAAGUAAGAUAGACCUCACACUCGCAUUGUAUAUUUUAGGAUUUGUAUUCAGUACAAACAAACGUUUUUCUUCCCAGUUUGCACCCAUCGAUCCCUUUUCGCGGCGUUGUCUUUCGCGUGUGCCUGUGAUUUUGUUUCCUCUCUCUCGGCGGAAACGAUGAUGAUGAUUUUACAUCUCUCUCGGCGAAAACGAUGAUGAUGAUUUUACAUCUCUCUCGGCGAAAACGAUGAUGAUGAUUUGCGAGCGAGGAAAAAAACCGCAUGCAAGCGCGAGAGAACAAAUCACCGCGGGGGAAAGAAAAUCGCAUGCAAACGCAAAGAAAAACAACAUCGUCAUCGCACUGCCCUGACCGUGACGUCAUCACCAUCACCCGAAAAACCCGGAUGUAAACAGACCAGAAGGACUCGUGCACCUGGCCAGCUACAACUGCAAGGCUUCAGGUGCUGCAUGGCAUCCUCCAGGACUACUCCACUUUCUUGAGUAGUGGUAAGUUUCCAGGCGGCUCCCAGCUUACUUGGGUGUUCCUGAGAGCGGCUGGAGUGUGAGCUAGAGAAGAGACGAGAGGUGAAGCUGCACUGGGUGGCUACCAGGCAGGCUUCAAGGGUCACCGGGCCAAAGUUUGAGGGCAGUCGUCGAGCGUACCACCAGCUGCAGAAGCUGCGUGAGGAGAAACGACUGAAGGAAGCAGCACACAGAGUUGCAGCUGCCGAGGAGAAGACUGAGGUGUUCCUGAGAGCGGCUGGAGUGUGAGCUAGAGAAGAGACGAGAGGUGAAGCUGCACUGGGUGGCUACCAGGCAGAGUUCAAGGCUCACCGGGCCAAAGUUUGAGGGCAGUCGUCGAGCGUACCACCAGCUGCAGAAGCUGUGUGAGGAGAAACGACUGAAGGAAGCAGCACACAGAGUUGCAGCUGCCGAGGAGAAGAGGUGUUCCUGAGAGCGGCUGGAGUGUGAGCUAGAGAAGAGACGAGAGGUGAAGCUGCACUGGGUGGCUACCAGGCAGAGUUUAGGGUCACCAGGCUGCAGAAGUCGGAGAGCAGUCGUCGAUCACGCCACCGGCUGCAGAAGCUGCGUGGGAAGACACGACUGAAGGAAGCAGCACACACAGCAGCACCUGCCAAGGAGGAGAAGAGGUGUUCCUGAGAGCGGCUGGAGUUGAGCUAGAGAAGAGACGAGAGGUGAAGCUGCACUGGGUGGCUACCAGGCAGGGUUCAAGGCUCACCGGGCCAAAGUUUGAGGGCAGUCGUCGAGCGUACCACCAGCUGUAGAAGCUGUGUGAGGAGAAACGACUGAAGGAAGCAGCACACAGAGUUGCAGCUGCCGAGGAGAAGAAGAGGUGUUCCUGAGAGCGGCUGGAGUUGAGCUAGAGAAGAGACGAGAGGUGAAGCUGCACUGGGUGGCUACCAGGCAGGGUUCAAGGCUCACCGGGCCAAAGUUUGAGGGCAGUCGUCGAGCGUACCACCAGCUGCAGAAGCUGUGUGAGGAGAAACGACUGAAGGAAGCAGCAGACAGAGUUGCAGCUGCCGAGGAGAAGAGGUGUUCCUGAGAGCGGCUGGAGUGUGAGCUAGAGAAGAGACGAGAGGUGAAGCUGCACUGGGUGGCUACCAGGCAGGGUUCAAGGCUCACCGGGCCAAAGUUUGAUGGCAGUCGUCGAGCGUACCACCAGCUGCAGAAGCUGCGUGAGGAGAAACGACUGAAGGAAGCAGCACACAGAGUUGCAGCUGCCGAGGAGAAGAGGUGUUCCUGAGAGCGGCUGGAGUUGAGCUAGAGAAUAGACGAGAGGUGAAGCUGCACUGGGUGGCUACCAGGCAGGGUUCAAGGCUCACCGGGCCAAAGUUUGAGGGCAGUCGUCGAGCGUACCACCAGCUGCAGAAGCUGCGUGAGGAGAAACGACUGAAGGAAGCAGCACACACAGUUGCAGCUGCAGAGGAGAAGCAGAGGUGUUCCUGAGAGCGGCUGGAGUGUGAGGGAGGAUGUCUUCUUACACCUGCAACCUGACUUGAGUGACAUCCCAGUAUCCCCUCAACCACAAGAGGUUACGAGGAUACUACAAGAUCUCCCGCCACUACAAGUGGGCCUUCAACCAAAUCUUCAACAGGCUUGGAUAUGGAAGUGUUUUAAUAGUAAAAGAUAAUCUAGACAUAGCUCCUGACUUCUUUGACUACUUCCUGAGUACACUCCCACUCUUACAACAGGACUCUUCUCUCUGGUGCGUGUCUGCCUGGAACGACAACAGCAAGGAACACAUGACAGACAAGACCUGCUGUACAGAACAGACUUCUUCCCUGGGCUGGGCUAGAUGAUGCUGAAGAACCUCUGGGAUGAGCUGGAACCCAAGUGGCCAGCCAGUUUCUGGUAGGACUGAAUGAGGCACCCCCGAUCAGCGUAAGGACCGUUCCUGUAUACGCUCGGAAAUCUGCAGGACCAGUACACUCGGCAGGUGGGGUUAGCAAGUUGUACCUACAGACAGUAGACAGGAGGCCAGUGUAGAUCUGCUGACCAGGCUCUUCCUGGUGCUGUUGGAAGUCGGUCUUGCCUGCCCUUCUCCAUCAAAACCUUCCAGACUGAAGUGAAAAGAUGGAGUUCAGAGGUGAGACCCAUGCAAGAGCAUUACCUACUGAUAGAGAGAUGUGCAACUUUGUGGAGGUCAUUAAUGGCCUUAUUGCAGAAUGUCAAGCCAAACAAGGCACACAAAGUAGCCAUGAGAUCAGUUAUGUCUUAUGCAGACUGGAGUCAGCAAUCAGAAAUCUUGCACUGAUCAGUUCCAUCGUAUUGUCUGCCAUGAGAGAACCUUCUCCCUACCGUCUUGGAUACCUGAAACAAGUACUUUCGGCCUGCAGUAAUCUACAGGAUGAUUUAGAACAGACACAUUCAUUCUAUGCCAAGAAAGCAGAAGAGGUGGACUCGUAUAGGUAUCGAGUUUCUCUGGAGCACAGCAGCAUGGGAAGGCCGCGAAAGCACAUAACAGAAGAACAGGUAUCAUACCUGCGUGAACUCGGAUUCACCUGGCUGAAAAUUGCCGAACUGUUAGGUGUUUCCUUUAGCACGUUGAAGAGGAGACAGAGAGAGUUUGACUUGGGGGGGAAAAAUUAUACAGAAAUCACAAAUGAGGAACUGGACAUGGCAGUGAUUGGCCUAAAAAGAUUGUUGCCAAAUCAUGGGGAAAAUUAUCUUUGGGGUACAUUAAAAUCCCAGGGAAUAUAUGUGUCAAGGCAGAGACUCCGUGACUCUAUUCACAGAGUGGAUCCUAUCAAUACUGCCCUGCGGUGGUUUCUCACCACAUCCCGUAGAACAUAUCAUGUCCCAUGCCCGAAUGCCUUGUGGCACAUUGACAGUCAUAUGAAACUGAUUAGAUGGGGGUUUGUGUUUCAGGGGGGGAUUGAUGGUUUUUCCAGGACUAUUGUGUACCUUGUAUGUAAUACUAAUAAUAGGGCUGCAACAGUGUACAAGGCUUUUCGUUUGGCAGUCGCCCAGUGGGGUGUUCCAGCCCGGGUGAGGUCAGACUAUGGUAUGGAAAAUACCAAAGUAGCCUUGUAUAUGCUGAUUAAGAGAGGGGUUGAGAAAAAUCCCUUCUUGACUGGGAAAUCUACACAUAACCAGAGAAUCGAACGUCUUUGGCGCGAAGUGCAUCGGUGCAUAGUGGAGGUCUGGCGUUCUCUCUUCCACUCCAUGGAGUCCGAGGGAAUGCUAGACCCAUCCAAUCCCCUGCACCUGUUCUGUCUGCACUUUGUGUUUUGCCCCCGUAUAAACAUAACUGUUGAUGCGUUUGUUGAUGGAUUUAAUUCGCAUAAAGUCAGGACAGCCCACAACUUAUCUCCACGUCAGUUGUGGGUGGAAGGUAUCAUGAGACUAUGGCACUCGGGGAGGUCAGCCAUCAAGAACAUUUUGGAAGAACAAAUUGAUGAACAGACUUAUGGCAUUGAUUGGGAAGGGCCUGUGCCUGAACUGCAGGUUCACAACAAUGUUGAUGUGCCCAGAGGUCUGGAUGUAUCAGGAGAGCAACAGAGGGCACUGAGAGCACGCAUUGAUCCUUUGGAUUUUGUUGAUAUUUAUGACACUUCACAAUACCUACAGGCUCUAUACAUCAUGUCUCACAUGGUGCAAUAAUUGUAGAGACUGGGCAUGGUAUUUCCAAAGAGGAUAACUCAAGAAAGGAACAAUAGAUUUUAAUGAUUUUUGGUAUGUAGGUACCUUAGACAAUGU
Branchiostoma floridae (Florida lancelet) is the source of this 5952-nucleotide messenger RNA. RefSeq lists its product as uncharacterized. The transcript has 16 exons. NCBI's taxonomy places the organism in Eukaryota, Metazoa, Chordata, Leptocardii, Amphioxiformes, Branchiostomatidae. Gene Ontology annotation, molecular function: nucleic acid binding. The record is from RefSeq and is a predicted model, not a curated record. The coding region runs from base 4327 to 5856 and encodes 509 amino acids. Gene Ontology annotation, biological process: DNA integration.